Toxoplasma gondii ME49 is the source of this 1945-nucleotide messenger RNA. Its product is annotated as myosin light chain MLC4, putative. The coding region runs from base 676 to 1194 and encodes 172 amino acids. NCBI's taxonomy places the organism in Eukaryota, Apicomplexa, Conoidasida, Eucoccidiorida, Sarcocystidae. The transcript is spliced from 5 exons. The record is from RefSeq and is a predicted model, not a curated record.
UCUCAGGAGCUUUCGACUCAUGAUUUUCUAAAACUCCUGAGGUUGGUGUCUGCUCCUGCCCCGGUUGAGCACAGCCGGCAUCCAGUUAGCUGCGUCCUUAAAUGGACGUCUCCCUCUAAUGAAACUGCUUUCUUUAGUAUCUGUAAAGUUUUAUUCAUUCAAAACUGUUUCUCAAACACUCAGGACUCUACUUUUCGUUAACGAUGUACUAGAUCGCUCUUCCGGUCCACGGCUGCCUUUUUAGCUAGUUUCUGCCCACCCCCCCCUCUCCGGUAGUGGCUUGUUUAUUCUAUUUUCUUUUCAGUGGUUUGCUGCACAGCUUUUCACUUCUUUCCUUUUCUAUCCGAGGCACUGGGCCUCAGAUAAACUGAAGACGAACGAUUUGAGCUACUGAGAAGGAACCCGUGCUCGCCGGGACGGCGUUCGGUCUGAGUGAGCUCGUCUGCACUCGUAAACUUCCGCCUUUCCAAAGUAAAUGCUACUUGGAAGUACUUUGCUGCCAACUGAGGGCUUUCGAAAGGACGAACCUUCAGACAAACAAGUUCCUCUCUUCAGCUUCUUCCGGUCGGAACCUUCAACCGCGUCUGCCGACGACAGCACCCCGACUUCGGGGGCUUCGGUGGGAUUGCAUCGAACGCCUUUGCGUAGCGAUCUUGCCGACCAGGGAAACUGACCAUGGAGACUUCUAAGCAGAAAGAAAAAACGUCGUCGCAGACCUGCAGCUUCGCUUUCCUCAGGCGGAAGCCGUUGAUUAUCAGACACAUCGACGCGCUGAAGGUGGAGUCGGCUUUCUGUGAAAUCAGUGGUGCUUCAAGGACUAUUCAGCGCAAAGAAGCAGUCGCGAAUUUAGCGAGGUAUCUGGGACUUGCUCCAUCGGAGCAAGAAGUCGACACGUUUUUCCACCGAGUGAACGGCCGCUGCGACCUCGCGGCGUUCGGUCGUUUCUGCUCUCUCCUUGUCCACGACGAAGACAAAGCAGCGAACUUCCGGGAGCUGUUUCUCGUGUACGACAAAGAACACACAGGGAAACUCAAGAAGCGAGUCGUGAAAAUGAUUUUCUGCAACCUUGGCGAGCCUUUGUCUGCCGCCGAGUGGAGAAGUUUCGAAGGAAUCUUCGACCUCGCCGAUAAAAAGGACGACGAUCUGGUGCCGUACGAGCCCAUUGUGAGGAAGCUGCUGGACUUGCCACAGUGACCCGAUGACAAGGAUAGCCAAGCGAGUGUGCUGGGUUUCCCUCGAAAAAGACCUUGAGUGGAUUUGUCAUUCCGAACCGAACAACAAGCUCCCUCUUAAUACAUGCGUUGGCUCUCCACCGGAAGCACGUCGCCUUCGAAGUUGUUGGGGCGCCAACGAGAGUGGCAGAACAGCAACGCCUGACAGAUCCUUGUUUGCGUUCGUCUGUGCAUCGAUGUCUGGAUUCGCAAAACAGGGAAGAGACUCAUGAAUAAAUGCGUAUGUGAACCGAAUUCGUCUGUACGCAUGUUUGCACGUAUUUCUAGCCGUGUAUGCACACAGGAGUAGGGGACCCUGAUAACCACCGCCCGGAACCUCCUGCGUUUUUCCUUCUCUCCUCGUUCCUUUCCCUCUGGAAAAAAUAUUUUUCCGUUGCUGCCUUUUUCUGUCUUCUUUGUGCGCGAUACCUUGGCCCAUGGGUUGUCCAUGUUCACCGUACAGAUGUGUUUCUAAGCUUUCCUCCUCCCUAGUGGUGCGCCUUCUGUUUCGAAGAACACCGCACCACUUGAGUGAACGCAGUUUUUUCUCUCCGAACAAGUGACGAUGUUAGUGCUUUGAGUCGCCUAUCUCGCCCUUCGAACCGAGCUCUUCUACGCAGAACAAGGAAACUUAGUUGAAAGUGGUAAUCAUACUGUUACCAUUCUUCUGAGUGACCCUUGUUCUAGGCAGUCUGUAUUUUCUCUCGAACUUGACAGCGUUAAGGCCUCCCGAC